AUUUCGUAAGAGACAAUAGUCCGAACCAAUUUUUGUACUCUCCACGUCAUCUAACUUUAGUCGACAAGUUAAUUUCAGCAGAUAAUCAACAUACAAACAUAUUUUAUCGACGAUUGAGAAUGCUUAGUUCUGCUCACGGCAACAGAGUUUAUAUACAACAUUAGAUUGAGCAGUGUGUUCAGUAUUAUUUGUUGCGCGAAGAGGAAAACACAGUCAGAAUGAAUAUAGUUCUUACACUUCUUUUAAUAUUAGCCUCUUUAUUGGUAUAUUAUAUAAAAUAUUUACUAUCAUACUGGAAACGACGCGGGAUACCACAUGAUGAACCAUCUUUUCCACAGGGCAAUAUGGUUGGCUUCGCUAAAACCAAACACAUCACAGAAUUACUAACGCCAGUUUAUAACAAAUACAAAGGUAAUAAUCGUCCAUUUGCUGGAUUUUAUUUUUUGGUCAAGCCAAGCGUACUGGUGCUAGAUCUAGAACUGGUAAAAAAUGUGCUCAUCAAGGACUUUGACAAGUUUGAUGAACGUGGCAUAUUUUUCAAUGAACGUGAUGAUCCAUUAAGUGGAAAUUUGUUUCAAAUAAACGGUGAAAAAUGGCGCCCUUUGCGUCAUAAAAUAUCGCCUACCUUCACUUCUGGAAAGAUGAAGUUCAUGUUCCCAACUGUGACAAAAAUCGGCGACGAGUUUGUUAAUGUAUUUAGCGAGAAGGUGGCUUCUACUAACAGUGGUGUAUUAGAGAUAACGGACCUAUUGGGUCGCUUCACUGCCGAUGUGAUUGGCACUUGUGCCUUCGGGCUUGAGUGUAAUAGUUUGCGCAAUCCAAAUGCAGAAUUCGUUGUUAUGGGUAGACGUGCAUUUGUUGACAGACGUCAUAACAGAUUUGUAGACACAUUUUUACACAGUUUUCCAAAGUUGGCACGAAAUUUACGUAUGGCCUCUAUACAUCCUGAAAUAGAAGCAUUUUAUAUGCGUAUUGUAAAAGAAACAGUUGAAUAUCGAGAGAAACAUAAUAUAAAAAGACAAGACUUCAUGGAUAUGCUAAUCGAAAUGAAGAACAGCGCAGAAAAUCCAAUAACAUUUGAGGAACUUGCGGCUCAAGCAUUUGUGUUCUUCUUAGCUGGAUUUGAAACCUCUUCUACAACUAUGGGUUUUGCUCUCUAUGAGUUAGCACAGGCGCAACAAGUGCAAGAUAAAAUGAGAGCCGAGAUAAAUCAAGUUCUCAAGAAACACAACAACGAGUUCAGUUAUGAGUGCAUGCAAGAAUUAAAAUAUGUAGAAAAAGUUAUUGCAGAAACUUUACGUAAACAUCCAGUCCUAUCACAAUUAGUGCGUUCAGCCAAAGCCGAUUACACAACUUCGGAACCGAAUUAUGUUAUAGAAAAAGGUACUAAUGUGAUCAUACCCGUUUAUGCUAUUCACCAUGAUGCCGAUAUAUAUCCAGAACCAAACAAAUUUGAUCCAGAACGAUUUUCGGAAGAGGAACAACAAAAGCGGCCACACUGCUCAUACCUGCCGUUCGGUGAAGGUCCAAGAAAUUGUGUUGGUCUACGUUUUGGUAAAAUGCAAACCUGCAUUGGCCUGACUUAUUUGAUAAGAAAUUUCAGAUUUAGUGUUUGCGAGCAAACCAAAAUUCCUUUUGAUCUUGUCAAGUCAAAUUUCUUAUUAAGCCCUCAGAAUGGCAUUUAUUUAAAAGUUGAAAAAAUUUAGUCGGAAGUGACUAAUUAUUAUGGUUCAGCAAGUUUUGGUGAAAAGGUUUUUAAAAAUAAUUGCUGUUAAGAUUUAAAUAUAUAUU
Messenger RNA from Teleopsis dalmanni, 1791 nucleotides. Its product is annotated as probable cytochrome P450 6a23. The record is from RefSeq and is a predicted model, not a curated record. The transcript is spliced from 2 exons. Gene Ontology annotation, molecular function: monooxygenase activity; oxidoreductase activity, acting on paired donors, with incorporation or reduction of molecular oxygen; heme binding. The coding region runs from base 219 to 1706 and encodes 495 amino acids. NCBI's taxonomy places the organism in Eukaryota, Metazoa, Arthropoda, Insecta, Diptera, Diopsidae.